This is a messenger RNA of Zophobas morio, 627 nucleotides long. RefSeq names its product sodium-coupled monocarboxylate transporter 1-like. The transcript is spliced from 4 exons. Gene Ontology annotation, biological process: sodium ion transport; transmembrane transport. The coding region runs from base 1 to 627 and encodes 208 amino acids. Gene Ontology annotation, molecular function: symporter activity. Gene Ontology annotation, cellular component: membrane. Lineage: Eukaryota; Metazoa; Arthropoda; Insecta; Coleoptera; Tenebrionidae. The record is from RefSeq and is a predicted model, not a curated record.
AUGUUCUACUGGUACGACUAUUUUUUGGUUUUCUUUGUACUCAUCACAAGCGUGUUGAUUGGUAUUUAUUUUGGUUGUUUCGGUACUAAACAGUCAACAUUUAAAGAAUACCUUUGCGGAGGAAAACAAAUGAAAAUUGUUCCAAUAGCUCUAUCGGUAACAGUCAGUCACUUUUCUGGUAUUACCCUAAUUGCAGUUCCAGCAGAUGUUUACAAGUAUGGAGCAUUCUAUGGAUUAACAUGCUUGUCUGCUGUUCUUUUGGUUAUUGCUUCAAUGUAUGUUUAUUAUCCUGUAUUGUUUAAACGCGACUAUAGUAGUAUUUAUGAAUACUUGGAAGUAAGGUUUAAUCGUAAAAUCAGAUUGUUUAGUUCUUUUUUGUACAUUUUGUACGAAAAUCUUUUACUUCCUGUAAUCGUUUACACUCCAGCAUUAGCACUGUCAGUUGGAAUUAAUGUACAGUUGAUAGUCUUGUUAAUAUGUGGUACAUGCGUGUUUUAUACAGCUGUUGGAGGUUUACGAACAUUUUUGGCGAAGGAAUUAACUCAGCGGGAGGUAUUUCAUCAGUUUGGAAUAAAUCAGUAUCCGGAAAACGACUUGAUAUUUUUGAGUACUAUUUUCUUACAAUGA